GCUCCGUGAAAGGGGCGGCGGGGGGAGGCUGAGGCCCGACCCGGCCGGGGCGCGGCGGGCGGCGGCGAGGGGGUGAGGCCUGCCGGGGCAGAGGGCCGUGACUGACAGGGCGAGCGGAGCGUGCUCCGGAGGGACGAAGGCGCCCCUUGGCGGUGGUGAAGGGGAGCGGCCGGUCGAGCCCGUGCGGGAGCGGCCAUGAGCCGUGAAUCACCGCACAGCCGUGCCUCCCCCGCUACGCCCAUGCCUGCUGUGCCGCCGUCAGGCGUUUCAGGGCCCAGCUCCGUUCUGCAAUCAGAAGGCUUUCAGAAAAAACGAUGAAUCCGUUUGUGGGUCUUCUCCUGUUUUUGGGUACGCUCAUCUACUCCUACUUGGAGGCUUUUGUGAAGCUGUUUGUCCCCGUGAAGAGAAAGUCUGUCAGCGGAGAGCUUGUGCUCAUCACGGGUGCUGGCCAUGGCGUAGGGAGAGCGACUGCCUUCGAGUUCGCCAAGCGUCAAAGCAGGCUGGUUCUGUGGGACAUCAAUAAGCAUGGCGUUGAGGACACGGCAGCAGAAUGCGAAAGGCUGGGAGCCACUGUUCAAGCCUUUGUGGUGGACUGCAGCAAAAGGGAGGAAAUCUACAGUGCUGCAGAGAAGGUGAAAAAGGACAUUGGAGAUGUCUCCAUCCUGGUGAAUAACGCUGGUGUGAUUACAGCUGCCGACCUGCUCUCGACUCAGGACCACCAAAUUGAAAGGAUGUUUGAAGUCAACAUUCUUGCUCACAUGUGGACCACAAGAGCUUUUCUGCCAACCAUGAUGAACAACAACCACGGUCACAUUGUCACGGUGGCUUCAGCAGCGGGUCAUUUGGUGACUUCCUUCAUGGUGGCUUACUGUUCAAGCAAGUUUGCUGCGGUUGGAUUUCAUAAAGCUCUGACAGAGGAGCUGUCUACCCUGGGAAAGGAUGGGAUAAAAACUACGUGUCUUUGUCCGGUUUUUAUAAACACGGGAUUUGUCAAAAACCCCAGUACAAGGCUUGGAAAGAUUUUGGAGAUUGAAGAAGUCGUAGAGGCCCUGAUGGAAGGAAUACUGACCAACCAGAAAAUGGUUUUUGUUCCAUCACAUCUAAGCAUUGCUUUACUUUCUGAAAUAUUGCCAUUCAACAUCCUGGUCUCUAAAUUGGAAAGGCAUGGAUUUGAUGGAUGGACCACUCGGUGGAUAAGGAACUGGCUAGAUGGCCACACUCCAAGUGUUGUGGUCAAUGGCUCAAUGUCCAUGUGGAAACCAGUGACAAAUGGCGUUCCUCAGGGGUUGCUUCCAGAACGUGCCCUGAAUGUUCUGAAGAAGCUGACCGAUGCUAAGUUUGAUGCAGUCGUUGGGCAGAGAAGCACCCAGUGAAACGUGAAAAAUGAUUCUCAUUUCCCAGAGGCACGAGUGAAAACAGAACAUGUGCUGAGCAUAGUACAGCUGGUUUGAUGCAGAGCAGAACUAAGACAGAUGCUUCCAGGCCCCCAUUGCCAAGCACCUAAGGGUUUGUUCCCCACCUGCAGCAGGGACACGCCUGCGUAACGUGGAGUGAUAACAAAGCAGAGAUGCAGCUCUUGAAGUCUAAAGGGCUGCUUUGUCUGUGCAUCGCAUUGCCUCCGUCUCCUAGUGCUGAGGCAGAGGGGAAUUCCCACGAAGGCCAUUUUUGGGACAGCACAGAUGCCUACUUAAGUGCAAAGGCAUUGCCUGAGAACGUGUUAAUCCAAACUCAUCCCCGAGAGCAAAGGUAUCUUGCAAGAAGCAAUUUAUAGAGCAGGUGGGUGGCCUGUUUCACCUCAGUGUCUCUUUUCCAGUUUAAAAGCAAUGACGUGCUCUAUAUUGAACACUCGCAGUUUCGUGUGCUUCUGUAGUGAGUACCUGAAAGAAUACAGCCUCAUUUGUAAUGUCAUACCUAAUUACAUCCAUUAUCAAUUAUGCAUUAGCACCAUGCCUUAUUCCAAAUAAAUACAGUUUGUUAACACAAA
Messenger RNA from Chroicocephalus ridibundus (black-headed gull), 1984 nucleotides. RefSeq names its product estradiol 17-beta-dehydrogenase 11-like. Lineage: Eukaryota; Metazoa; Chordata; Aves; Charadriiformes; Laridae. The coding region runs from base 315 to 1373 and encodes 352 amino acids. Gene Ontology annotation, molecular function: oxidoreductase activity, acting on the CH-OH group of donors, NAD or NADP as acceptor. The transcript is spliced from 8 exons. The record is from RefSeq and is a predicted model, not a curated record.